AUGCAGAUUCCAACUCAAGGUGGCGGCACUGUGACUGUCCCUUACUCAAUGAAUGCUAAUGGUGAGAUUGCGUUCAGUGGAAUGCAACUCGGCCAUCAAGGAUUCAGUGGUGCUCAAAGGAAAGGGGAACCGAAGGAUGGAAAGAAGAAGGCAGCAUGUUAUGUAUGUGGCAACGAAGACCAUAUGUCUCCAAAAUGCCCAGACAGGCUGCUACCAAAGAUCCAAUGGAAGAAUCAGGAUCAAUAUGUUGACUAUGGGAAGAAGCUCAAUCUUAAUCAGAUUGGAGCAACUGUCCCAGAUACUGUACCAGCUAUAGUUCCUGGAGCUUCAGCAUCCACAAGUGGAGCAUCAAGUGUUGCGGGAAGCAUUCCAACUCAAGGUGGCGGCACUGUGACUGUCCCUUACUCAAUGAAUGCUAAUGGUGAGAUUGCGUUCAGUGGAAUGCAACUCGGCCAUCAAGGAUUCAGUGGUGCUCAAAGGAAAGGGGAACCGAAGGAUGGAAAGAAGAAGGCAGCAUGUUAUGUAUGUGGCAACGAAGACCAUAUGUCUCCAAAAUGCCCAGACAGGCUGCUACCAAAGAUCCAAUGGAAGAAUCAGGAUCAAUAUGUUGACUAUGGGAAGAAGCUCAAUCUUAAUCAGAUUGGAGCAACUGUCCCAGAUACUGUACCAGCUAUAGUUCCUGGAGCUUCAGCAUCCACAAGUGGAGCAUCAAGUGUUGCGGGAAGCGUUAACACACCUUUGCGACUUGCUGGUACUACAGGUAAUCAAAUGAUGCAAGUUCCUUCAUGCAGAUUCCAACUCAAGGUGGCGGCACUGUGA
This is a messenger RNA of Cylindrotheca closterium, 819 nucleotides long. NCBI's taxonomy places the organism in Eukaryota, Bacillariophyta, Bacillariophyceae, Bacillariales, Bacillariaceae. The record is from the annotation of a GenBank genome assembly.